Molecule: messenger RNA, 701 nt
Organism: Batrachochytrium dendrobatidis JAM81
Lineage: Eukaryota; Fungi; Chytridiomycota; Chytridiomycetes; Rhizophydiales
Exons: 1
Coding region: 125-592 (155 amino acids)
Source: RefSeq, a predicted model, not a curated record
AUGCCAUCCUACGUUCAAACUCUCUGCUGAGUGUAUUGACAUUCUCAAGAUUGUUCGUUUGGCUGUGUCUACAUUUUGGAGGCAUUGGGUAUUUGAGCUUAACCACGAAUCGAAUUUGUCGCCAAUGCAUUUGGAUGCCGACCCUACUAUGAAUGAUGCCACGGCUCAGCAGCGCAAUCUUAUGGCGCGAGCAGUUGUGGAGUCCUUUGAAGGGGCAGCAGGAACAAUAGAGUCUCGACCACUCAAACUUCAGCUUCCUAAAAUUGAGGGAUUGCGUCUUCAAGACACCAACUCCACGAACCCAUCACUUGCUGCCAAGACGGGUGACUCUGCUAUGACUACAAAUGUAGUUGCUCCUGCGCGUCCACCCAUCCCUGCUUCUCUGACACCCCCGUCGGCUUUGCAUGCCAAUUUAGAGCACUUGGAUACUUCUCCUGCAACCCCAUCUGCACCCAGUCUUUCAUUUGAAAAGAACGAACGACUUGCGCGACGGUUGUUUUUUGAUCUGCCACAACAUGGCCAUGAAAGUACAGUGUUUUACCUUGCUUUAGCUUGUUUGAGCAUGCUUGAUGCUGCACAAACUGUGGCUUGAUGGUAUUAUUAUGGGCCAUGGCAGAUGUGUUUGGAUAACCUUGUCAUAUUAACAAAAUAUUGAUUCUAUAUUGCUGAUUUUGGCAAAAUAAAUCCGAUUUUUGUUAUUC